CACUGAAGGACAGAGAAAUCUUGCCUUUUCAGAUAAAUCCUAUGCUCCACAAUACAUGUAACUGUGUAAAUAUGUAGACAUUACUGACGCUUUUUUUCUGAUUCCUCUAAGGUUGAAGAGUUGGUGACACAAAACCCCUCUGUGGAAAUGGACUCAUCUUUGACGUAUCGUUGGAAAAGUCGAGGCACCGACCACCUUUAAUUCGCCUUACUCGCGGGCGACUACGUGCUUCAGCGCUGCGCGGCUCAGUUCCGUUGCGCUCCGCUCGGCUCCGCUCUCCAGAUGAAACGAAACGCCCUCAUCGCUACUAUUGUGUCCCGAGCGUCGCCGCUGUACUCAGUGUCAGAAGUUUUGACGUUCACAUUAUGAGAUGACAGAUCAGAUGUACAUCGCUUUGAGGAGCAAAGCGUCUGCUGAAUGAAUAAAUGUUUGAUUUCAGCAUUUUGUCUUCCAUGGAAGCGGUGCAGCUGUACCCAAAGCCUCUCUAGUUCCCAUCCACUUUCUCUAAAACUCUCCCACCAUUUCCCCUCCGUCUUCCACUUUUGUGAUCUUUCUUGCCUGUCAGAUCACCGGCUCCUCUCUCUUCUGCUGGAUUCUGCAUGCAUCAUUGGCUAUGGUGAGGCGAUGGGUGCUGGCCGGAGGAGUGGUUGUUGUGGGCGUGGCAGGAGGGAACAGUUGUGGCUCUACAGCAUCCUGCUUCUGUGGCUCUGUGGGCCGGUCGCCCCCGAGUGUCCGGAGAGCUGCCACUGCUCCUGGGAUAGUGGGACUGUGUUGUGCACGGACGCUGGGCUACGUGAGGUCCCGCAUGGGCUUCCUACGGACACCGUCUCCCUCCAUCUUGAGCGCAACCUCAUACGUACUAUCCCAGAGAAUGCCUUUGAGGAUCUCCCUCACCUACAGGACCUUCACCUAUCUCACAACCGCAUCGAGUCCCUUUCUCCAGGUGCCCUCCGCCACGUGAACCCGGACCUCAAGCUGCUCGAUCUUUCCCACAACCUGCUGAGACGGGCGAGCCGUGAGGAGUUUGGCUCAACCCGGGCAAAGACCCGUCUGUACCACAACCCCUGGCAUUGCGACUGCGCCUUGCAGGAGCUUGUGGAAACCCUCAACCUUGAGCCGGAGACAGUCAACGGGAUUGUGUGCGAAACCUCGGAGAGGGGAGCAGGGGAGGGCAGUCGAUGGGAGGAGCUGGGUGGGGCGGGGGAGCAUGCAGGCCAGCCACUGGUCAAGCUGCUGGAUGCUGGGGUCAACUUCUGCAGCUUGCAGCGUAAGACCACAGAUGUGGCUAUGCUGGUGACCAUGUUUGCCUGGUUCUUCAUGGUCAUCGUUUAUGUGGUCUACUAUGUGCGCCAAAACCAAGCAGAGGCCCGUCGGCAUCUUGAAUAUCUGAAAAGUUUGCCCAGUCCGCGUAAAACUCCCGCUGACACUGACACUCUCAGCACUGGUAUCUGAGUUAACAGUCUAACCUUGUCAUGCAUUUGUUGCCCACAUUCAUUACUUUAAAUAUUAUGAUGUUUCACUGUACAUAUACAGCAGCAGCCUAUGGGCUCUAAACAAUUUUGUACCGAUGUCACCUGAGAUAAGCACCAAUGGUGUCUUAGAAGUGAAUUUGUCAGAAUCCUAAAAUCAAGGUUUCCAGGAAAAGUUGUUACAUUUUUGCCAGUAAAACUAUUUCCAAUUUACUUUCCUACCAUCAAAAAUACAUUCAUACAUUUUAUUAGGAUCCUGCAAUCUGUAAAUGUGCAAAUGGGCACCUAGAGUCUUUGGGCUGCAGUAAAAUCUCUAAAGGGAGAAAAUUACAGUUCAUGCCUCGGCUGCCUGCUCCCCCGUUCUCACACAGGUUGUCUGUGUUUGUCUGAUAAGGAGCCAAGAAAAACUUGCAAAUGUGACUACAAACCAAAUGGCACAUAUUGGAUUUCUGUAGCAUGAAGAAGCCUGGGAUAUAAUUAUGGACUGUGAUGUUGAGGGGCUCAGAUGAAUGGUAAUGAGCAUUACCAUUUUGGAACCCAAAUUCUUCCAGUGUCAGAGAACACACUUUACCACUAGGCCUCAGACUGUUCAUCACCAUCCUAAUUGCAUUCAUUUAAAUGUGCUUUUAAUGUGAGGAUCCGAGUUGUGCUUAAAUGGGACUACUGCUUGCAGUGAUCUGGUAGCAAUCAUGUUUAAUUUAGGAUAGGUUUAAAACACUGCUGGAGAAUUGUAGUGGGUGAGUCAAGACAUGUGCUGUUCUGAGGAAUAAAAUGAAUAAGAGAUUUAGAAAAGACUGAAAAUGUACCUAAUAGCUUGUUAGGAAUAGAUAGAAAUGUAGUACAUAAGUGUAAUGUUUUAAACUGAAUUUAAAAUGUAAUUAUUGUAGAUUAUAGAGAAAAGGGAAUAUUCCCUAUACCCAGACAAAAAACACAUUUGAAUAUGUAAAAAUUAAUUGGUUAUUGACAUGUUUAUAUGACUUUUUCUCAUUAAUUUGUCUCAUCCUGAUGAGAUUAACAUCACAGCACUACCUGAAAUAUCAUGUAAGGUAUAAAGGUUUUAAUCAAAGGCAUAAUAAAUAAUAAUUAAUGUGCUAAAUUAUACAUACAGGAUGGUAAGUUUAAUAUUUGGAGCAGCAUAGUUUGAAUGAAAAUCUGGUCUUUUUUAGAUACUAUGCCUCUUUUUCAUGCUGCCAGUUAUAUCGAACAAGUUUGCACUGCGGUAAUCUGAACAUUGUAACUACAUUCCCAUGUAGGCUGGAAAUAGGAAUGUGAACGUCAGGCAUCUGCUUGUGUGUUGUUAAUUGUGAAUAUCCAGUGUGGAAAAUGUUUGCAAACUGCAUUUGUCUUAUGUUGUUCUUGUAGAGCAGAUUCAGACAAAAUGUUUUUCACUGUUUGUGUGAUGGUUUUUAUACUUUAUGCUGUGUGACAGCAACACACUUCUUGAUUUUGAUAUAAACCAAAUAACUUUUUUCAAUACAUGUUGACUUUGUUGCUGACUUUGUCCACAACUUCAACCUACUUAUUGUAUCCUUUUUAUAGUUCAAUAACCAAAACCAUUUUUCAUAAUAUAUGAAGAUAUACUAGCAAUAUUUCUUGAGAUCCUGUCGUAAAUGUUGUACCACCCAAGUAGUGUCCUCUUAAUGGAGAUGCCUCUUGGUGCAAGACACAAAAACCAGGACAAGAGAAACUCUUAUUGUGUACUUUUAAAAUUAAACAAUUUAUUUGUGUUGUACCUUGUCUUCAUGAUUUUUCUUCUUGUUGUA
This is a messenger RNA of Scleropages formosus (Asian bonytongue), 3232 nucleotides long. RefSeq names its product leucine-rich repeat-containing protein 3-like. The coding region runs from base 418 to 1452 and encodes 344 amino acids. Gene Ontology annotation, molecular function: protein binding. The transcript has 3 exons. The record is from RefSeq and is a predicted model, not a curated record. NCBI's taxonomy places the organism in Eukaryota, Metazoa, Chordata, Actinopteri, Osteoglossiformes, Osteoglossidae. Gene Ontology annotation, cellular component: plasma membrane.